UCAUGCUGCUGCCAGGUCCACAGUCUCUCAUGGGUCCCUGUACGGCCUCCCAUUGCUGCUGUCUCCAUUGCCACACUCUGCCAUGUGCCACUUUCAGGUCUCCUCACACUGCUGGUGUGUUCCAUUUUUUGUCAUAGGGUGCUGGCAGAUUACGGGGCCUCCCAUUGCUGCUGCCAGGCCCCUAAUCUGCCAUGGGCCCCUGUACCGCCUCCUCAUGCUGCUGCCAGGUCCAGAGUCUCUCAUGGGUCCCUGUACGGCCUCCCAUUGCUGCUGUCUCCAUCGCCACACUCUGCCAUGUGCCACUUUCAGGUCUCCUCACACACUGCUGGUGUGUUCCAUUUUUUGU
This is a messenger RNA of Staurois parvus, 346 nucleotides long. The record is from the annotation of a GenBank genome assembly. NCBI's taxonomy places the organism in Eukaryota, Metazoa, Chordata, Amphibia, Anura, Ranidae.